AUGUUAGCAUUCUCUCUUUUUGUCAUUUGCCUGCCAGUUAUAGACUUGCUAUUUAUCGUCUACAAAUCAUUUUUCUUCUUCUUCUUCUUCUUCUUCUUCUUCUUCUUCUUCUUCUUCUCUUCAUUCAUAAACAUUCGCAAGAUAAUUUCUUCUUUGUGUCAUUUUAACUCACUCUCUCACUCUCACCCUCUCUCUCCUCCUCUCUCAUCAUCCCUACGUUUCUCUGUUUUCUCACCUGCUUUCGUUUCAUUUCUUUCUCCUACAAACAUAUUCUUUUUAUUCAAUUCACUUUCAUUUUCUUAUUUUCACUCUUCCUCUCCUUUUAGAAUUUGUUUCAUUUCAUUAUUUUUUCAAAAUAUUCUUUCUUUUUAUUCCAGUUUUUCGUUUCUUCACCAAUUUAUUUUAACUUUUUCCAAUCAUUAUUCUUCAUGUUUUUCUUUCUUUUCUUUUUUUUCUCGUAACAUAUUGUAA
Acanthosepion pharaonis is the source of this 471-nucleotide messenger RNA. Lineage: Eukaryota; Metazoa; Mollusca; Cephalopoda; Sepiida; Sepiidae. The record is from the annotation of a GenBank genome assembly.